Closterium sp. Naga37s-1 is the source of this 735-nucleotide messenger RNA. The record is from the annotation of a GenBank genome assembly. NCBI's taxonomy places the organism in Eukaryota, Viridiplantae, Streptophyta, Zygnematophyceae, Desmidiales, Closteriaceae.
AUGGAGUGCUCGGCACCGCUUCCGGCGGCGGUGCAGGCGGACGGCGAGUGCUGGCCCGGGAACGUGCCGUGCCUGGGUGGGAUGGGGUGCAUGCGAGCGGACAAGCAGUGCGACGGCGUGUUCGACUGCGACGACGGCAGCGACGACGGCUACGACUUCUGCCUCUCCUACGACUGCAGCAACGUCGGCAAGGGCUAUCAGUGCCGCGCGCUCAACUCAUUCUGCGACCUCAACUACGACUGCACGGACGGCAGCGACGAGGAGCCCGAGCGGUGCUACCACAUCUACAGAAGCAAGGACCUGUGCAAGCCCAAGGGGCUGGUGCAAUGCCCCAACGACCCCGGGUGCAAUGCCCCAACGACCCCGGAUGGUGCUUCAGGUGGUGGUUCAGGUGCUUCCAACAGCAGCAGCGCCUCGGUGGUUCUGAGCAAGGAGGAGAUUGCGAAGCUGAAGAAGCUGGCUCAGGAGAAAAAGGCGGCAGCCGUGGCUGCCAAGAAGCAGAAGAUGGAAGCCAAGCGGGCGGCAGAAGAGGAGAAGACGAAGCAGCGGGCGGCAAAGAACGCUGCGAUUGAGGCGAAGAUCCGAGCUAAGAAGAAGCAGCAGGCAGAGAAGGAGGCGGCGAUUGCUGAGAAGAAGAGGAAGCGGGCUGAGAAGGCUGCUGCUAUUGAGGCGAAGAAGAAGCAGGCUGAAAAGGCGGCUGCGGUUGCAGCCAAGAACAAGGCAACCACCAAGUAA